Molecule: messenger RNA, 2238 nt
Organism: Puma concolor (puma)
Lineage: Eukaryota; Metazoa; Chordata; Mammalia; Carnivora; Felidae
Source: RefSeq, a predicted model, not a curated record
AUGCUCUGCCCUGAGGGACACCUGGCGCGGGAACUUGGGGCCACCUUUCCCUCCUCCGCUCUCUUGGGAAGGCAUCCAUUCCCCUUUGUUUGGGACUGCCUCAGCUGCAGUCAGCGAGACUGGUCACAGGCCCGGCCCAAAAUGAAUGCAGAAGGAUGUACUGGAGUUGGUGGUGCCAGGAUUUUAUUCAGAAUGACUUUAGGAAGAGAAGUGAUGUCUUCUCUUCAGGCAAUGUCUUCCUAUACUGUAGCUGGCAGAAAUGUCUUAAGAUGGGAUCUUUCACCAGAGCAAAUUAAAACAAGAACUGAGGAGCUCAUUGUGCAGACCAAACAGGUGUACGAUGCUAUUGGAAUGCUUGACAUUGAGGAAGUAACUUACGAGAACUGUUUGCAGGCACUGGCAGAUGUUGAAGUGAAGUAUAUAGUGGAACGAACCAUGUUAGACUUUCCCCAGCAUGUCUCCUCUGACAAAGAAGUGCGGGCAGCAAGUACAGAAGCAGACAAAAGACUUUCUCGUUUUGAUAUCGAGAUGAGCAUGAGAGAAGAUAUAUUUCUGAGAAUUGUUCAUUUACAGGAAACCUGUGAUCUGGGUAAGAUAAAACCUGAAGCCAGAAGAUAUUUGGAAAAGUCAGUUAAAAUGGGAAAAAGGAAUGGGCUCCAUCUUCCAGAACAAGUACAAAAUGAAAUCAAAGCAAUGAAGAAAAGAAUGAGUGAGCUAUGUAUUGACUUCAACAAAAAUCUCAAUGAGGACGAUACCUUCCUUGUAUUUUCUAAGGCCGAACUUGGUGCUCUUCCUGAUGAUUUCAUUGACAGUUUAGAAAAGACAGAUGAUGACAAGUAUAAAAUUACUUUAAAAUAUCCACACUAUUUUCCUGUCAUGAAGAAAUGUUGCAUCCCUGAAACCAGAAGGAAGAUGGAAAUGGCUUUUAAUACAAGGUGCAAAGAGGAAAACACCUUAAUUCUGCAGCAGCUACUGCCACUGCGGGCCAAGGUGGCCAAACUCCUCGGCUACAGCACACAUGCUGACUUUGUCCUUGAAAUGAACACUGCAAAGAGUACAAGCCAUGUUACAGCCUUUCUAGAUGAUUUAAGCCAGAAAUUAAAACCCUUGGGUGAGGCAGAGCGAGAGUUUAUUUUGAAUUUGAAGAAAAAGGAAUGUGAAGAGAGAGGUUUUGAAUACGAUGGGAAAAUCAACGCCUGGGAUCUCCAUUACUACAUGACUCAGACGGAAGAACUCAAGUAUUCCAUAGAUCAAGAGAUACUCAAGGAAUACUUCCCAAUUGAAGUGGUCACUGAAGGCUUACUCAACAUCUACCAGGAGUUGUUGGGGCUUUCAUUUGAGCAAGUGGCAGAUGCUCACGUGUGGAAUACAAGUGUUACACUUUACACUGUGAAGGAUAAAGCCACAGGAGAAGUACUGGGACAGUUCUACUUGGACCUCUAUCCAAGGGAAGGAAAGUACAACCACGCAGCCUGCUUUGGUCUCCAGCCCGGCUGCCUCCUCCCUGAUGGGAGCCGCAUGAUGUCAGUGGCUGCCCUUGUGGUGAACUUCUCGCAGCCAAUAGCUGGUCGUCCCUCUCUCCUGAGGCAUGAUGAGGUGCGGACUUACUUCCAUGAAUUUGGUCAUGUCAUGCAUCAGAUUUGUGCACAGACUGAUUUUGCUCGAUUUAGUGGAACAAAUGUGGAAACUGACUUUGUAGAGGUGCCAUCACAAAUGCUUGAGAAUUGGGUAUGGGACAUCGAUUCCCUCCGAAGAUUGUCAAAACAUUAUAAAGAUGGAAGUCCUAUUAUGGAUGAUCUGCUUGAAAAACUUGUUGCUUCCAGACUGGUCAACACAGGUCUUCUGACCUUACGCCAGAUUGUUUUGAGCAAAGUUGAUCAGUCUCUCCAUACCAACACGUCGCUGGAUGCUGCAAGUGAAUAUGCCAAAUAUUGCACAGAGAUUUUAGGUGUCGCGGCAACUCCAGGCACAAAUAUGCCAGCUACUUUCGGACAUUUGGCAGGGGGAUAUGAUGGCCAAUAUUAUGGAUAUCUUUGGAGUGAAGUAUUUUCCAUGGAUAUGUUUUACAGCUGUUUUAAAAAAGAAGGCAUAAUGAAUCCAGAGGUUGGAAUGAAAUACAGAAACCUAAUCCUGAAACCUGGGGGAUCUCUGGACGGCAUGGACAUGCUGCAGAAUUUCUUGAAACGUGAGCCAAACCAAAAAGCGUUCCUAAUGAGUAGAGGCCUGCAUGCUCCAUAA